Protopterus annectens (West African lungfish) is the source of this 1365-nucleotide messenger RNA. It is a transcript of the gene MOB3C, whose product is annotated as MOB kinase activator 3C. Gene Ontology annotation, biological process: positive regulation of protein phosphorylation; signal transduction. The transcript is spliced from 5 exons. The coding region runs from base 428 to 1111 and encodes 227 amino acids. Gene Ontology annotation, molecular function: protein kinase activator activity. Lineage: Eukaryota; Metazoa; Chordata; Ceratodontiformes; Protopteridae. The record is from RefSeq and is a predicted model, not a curated record. Gene Ontology annotation, cellular component: cytoplasm; nucleus.
UUUCUGCAGCAGAGCAAAGCAAGCAGAGCUUUCAGAUGAAAUCAGGAUGUGACAUCACUGACAGGAAAAAAAAGGCAGAAGAGCAAAAUUCUUAAAUGUAAACUCCCACGAGUUGUUGAAUGAGUGUGUGCAGCAGGGUGCUGUGAAAGGGGAAUUUUUAUAGAAAUUCCAAGCAAAUCCUUGAAGCUAGCAAAACAAAUUUGUAUGAAGUGAAGAGAAAGGAUUACCACAGCAGGUCGGGCAUACUGUCUGCUUUGAAGAGGUAGACGUAAUACCCAGGGAAAAGUUCACUCAACAAAGAAGCUGGCGUGAUCUUCACCUAGUCUCCCACAUUCCUUUCCAUCACUUGUUGAAAAUCUUGCAAUCAGCAGGGAGGCAUUUGCCAUCAACAAAGAACAGAAAUUAGGAAGAAGACCCCAACUCAUUUAUGCUUCAGUUGGUGUUUGAUGACUGUACAAGAAUGGCCCUUUGCUUGAAGCAGGUUUUCAACAAAGAUAAAACAUUUAGACCGAGGAAAAAAUUUGAACCAGGCACACAACGCUUUGAGCUGUACAAGAAGGCUCAGGCCUCACUCAAAUCUGGCUUAGACCUGAAGGUAGUAGUGAGACUGCCUCCUGGGGAAAGCAUUAAUGACUGGAUUGCAGUCCAUACAGUGGAUUUCUUCAACAGGAUUAACCUCAUCUAUGGGACAAUAUGUGACUUUUGCACAGAGAAGACAUGUCCGGUGAUGUCAGGGGGUCAAAAAUAUGAAUAUCGCUGGCAGGAUGAUCACAAAUACAAAAAGCCCACCAAGGUGGCAGCACCUCUGUAUAUAACUUUGUUGAUGGACUGGAUUGAGACACACAUUAACAAUGAGGACAUCUUCCCCACUAGAGUUGGUGUCCCAUUUCCAAAGAACUUCCAGCAGGUGUGUAAGAAGAUCCUUACUCGACUUUUCCGGGUUUUUGUUCACGUUUACAUUCAUCAUUUCGAUCGUGUCACCUGCAUGGGUGCAGAAGCACAUGUGAAUACAUGCUACAAGCAUUACUUCUACUUUGUUUCAGAAUUCAGUCUGAUCAACCCUCGAGAGCUGGAACCACUGAAAGAAAUGACUGAGAGGAUCUGCAUAUGAAACAACUGCAGCAACAUCAUUCUUCUUUAAGGGUGUUCCCUGCAAAGAUCAAAGACAUUGGACAGUUUGAAAAUCGGACUGACUUAUUCUGCAGGAAUAAACAGAUUACAGAUCCGUAAUGAAUUACACUGGAGCCAUGAAAAAAUCUUGUUGUAUUUUGGGAAGCUGGGCCUGUGAAUAUUAAUAAACUACUGAGUAGGGUAUUCCCUCUGUGAAUAUAUUAAAAAAGAAACGAGGAACAUUUUUGUAUACAA